This is a messenger RNA of Purpureocillium lilacinum, 1659 nucleotides long. Its product is annotated as hexose transporter hxt1. Gene Ontology annotation, cellular component: plasma membrane. Gene Ontology annotation, molecular function: carbohydrate:proton symporter activity. NCBI's taxonomy places the organism in Eukaryota, Fungi, Ascomycota, Sordariomycetes, Hypocreales, Ophiocordycipitaceae. Gene Ontology annotation, biological process: transmembrane transport; carbohydrate transport. The record is from RefSeq and is a predicted model, not a curated record.
AUGGGGCUCUUCAAGAAGAGGGAGGCUGGCCUGUCCUCACACCACAGCAAUGGCCAUCCACCUAAAGAAGGUCCCAUCGAUGGACCUGCCGACAGUAACAUCAACGGCAACGACCUGGCUGAGCAAAAGGUGACCUGGAUUGCUUGCAUUCUGGGUGCCGUCGCCAGUAUCGGCGGCUUCAUCUUCGGAUACAUCAGUGGUCAAAUCUCUGGCUUCUUCUUGAUGCAGGACUAUGCCGAGCGCUUCGGAGAGCUGCAGAGCGACGGCUCGUACACUUUCAGCGCCGCCCGGCAAGGCACAAUCGUCGGUUUGCUGAGCGUCGGUGCCCUUCUCGGCGCCCUCCUCGCAGGAAAGAUGGCCGACACCAUUGGCCGCCGCCUGACCAUCUCCGCCUCCGCGUUCUUCACCUGCAUCGGAACCAUCAUCGAAAUAUCCUCGUCGCACCACUGGGUUCAAUUCGCCAUUGGCCGCCUCGUCAGCGGUCUCAGCAUCGGCUCCCUGUCCGUCGUCGUCCCCAUGUACCAGGGCGAGAGUACGCCGGCUGUGAUUCGCGGUGUCAUCAUCUCGUCCUACCAGCUGCUCAUCACCCUGGGAAUCUGGACCGCAGAAAUGGUGAACUGGGGUACCGAGGCGAAAGCCAGCAGUGCCUCGUGGCGAAUCCCCAACGGCCUCUCGUUCGCGUGGGCCCUGAUCCUUGGCGUUGGCAUCCUCUUCAUGCCCGAGUCUCCGAGAUACGCCUACGGCAAGGGACGAAUUGACGAGGCUCGCAACACCAUUGCGCGCCUCUCUGGCCUGCCGGCUCAUUCCGAUGGCGUCAACCACCAGAUCGACGACAUCCGCCAGAAGGUGGAGGAAGAGAACGAGAGCCAAAAGGCGUUCCACUUCACCGAGAUCUUCACCGGCCCGCGCAUGAUGUACCGCACGAUCCUCGGUAUCGUCCUGCAGGCCGGCCAGCAGCUGACCGGCGCCAACUUCUUCUUCUACUUCGGAACGACCGUCUUUGCCGCGACCGGCAUCAGCAACAGCUACACCACGCAGAUCAUUCUAGGAUCCGUCAACGUCUUCUGCACCAUCAUUGGGCUUUGGAUCAUCAAGCGAUUCGGCCGCCGACCGAUUCUCAUGAUCGGCGCUGCCUGGAUGAUGAUGUGCUUCUUCAUCUACGCCUUUGUUGGCCACUUUGCCCUCGACAACGAGGAUCCCAUGCGAACCCCCAAGGCAGGCUCUGCGCUCGUCACGUUCUCCUGCCUGGCCAUCGCAGCGUUUGCCGUCAGUUGGGGUCCUCUUGUGUGGGCCGUCAAUGCUGAGUUGUAUCCCCUGCGCUACCGGAGUACCUGCAUGGGCCUUGCCACGGCCUCCAACUGGCUCUGGAACUUCCUCAUCUCCUUCUUCACGCGUUUCAUCACCGAUGCGAUCGACUACUUGUACGGCCUCGUCUUUGCUGGAUGCUGCGCGGCCCUCGUCGUCAUCGUAUUCUUCUUCGUCAUCGAGUCCAAGGAUCGCACGCUCGAGGAGAUCGACACCAUGUACGUCCGUCACGUCAGCGCGAUCCACUCGGGCCGCUGGGACACGCACGACUAUCGCCAGGAGGUCCGGCGGAGAAGUGAAGCGAGAAGCGAGGCGGCGCGAAGCGAGGGACGAGUCGAUGGCAACGAAGCAUGA